CACAAAGCAUUUACCGGUGACAAAUACGUCUGUACUACUGGCUAAUUGGUGUGGUAACAUUUUAUGUGUGUGACGUAACACCGUGUUCUUCACCCGAUACCAAUUUACCUGUUAGUACACCUGACCAGAGACUUGUGAUAUACAAGUCUCUGACCUGACCACACACCACACUGACAGAAGUAUUUACAACGAUGUCCUACAGCAGCAGAGAUUACUACGGUGACAAUUCGUCAACUGACGAAGACGAGAACAUCCGGUCACGUGCGGGAAGUCAUAUUAUCAAGAAUCGGGGACUACACGGCUGGACACAAUGGCGCUGCAACCUUAACGAUCAACUCAUCGACGUCAUGGCAACUCGCCAGAACUUCUUGCGUCAGCAGUCCAAAAGUUCAAACCUUCUAGUUAAUGGACGCUUCCUCGAGAGUAUGACGGAACCGGAAAUACUGAUGGAACGACGUCUGUCCGACUUUGUGCUGAGUCGAGCUGUCGAAGACAAGCGAGAGGAUGGGGACCGAUUGAUGUUGCAACCAGAGGCUUUCAUUAGUUUCGGAAUCCCCCGAGCACGUCUCCUGGGAACUGACGCCCGUCGGAGUCAGUCUUCCGGGCGGACGACACCAUCCGAUGAUACCUUUGAAUCCAGACCCCGUCGCUAUGUAACGUACAGCGACGAAUACUUGCUACACAGUUAGUUUCUGAAGAUUAUUGCGCGCGCAUUCCGGUGGUUAUACUGGAUUGACGCCUUCUGACGAUGAUAUGGGAUUAAAGACGUCUGAAAAUGAUAUUGGAUUGACGCCUUCUGACGAUGAUAUGGGAUUAAAGACGUCUGACGAUGAUAAUGGAUUGACGUCUUCUGACGAUGAUACUGGAUUGGCACCCUAUGAUUAUGAUACUGGAUUGACGCCUUCUGACGAUGAUACUGGAUUGACGCCUUCUGAUGAUUUAUUGUAUUUGUAAUUUCUGACGGAAAUGCUGAAUUGAUGCAUUCGAAAGUGUUUUUUUUUUCAAUUGACACCAAUUGAAAUUAUUUUGGAUUGUUUGUAGUUUACUAGAUUUUUCCUAUGUUGAGAUUUCUGUUCUAGAAUAAUACUGUUUCUGUUUCUUAUUUGAUUGUGUACAUUGUAUACUUUGACAGUUUAUCUCAACUCAUUCACACCUGAUCCGAAAAAAAACAAGAUGAACUUGUUUCUACACUGAGACUAUUGAAAAGUGAUCAAUGUUUUGACAUUGCAAGUUGCCAAAUAAUGUUGAUUAAAAUUGCAUGUAAAGUAAAUAGAGCGGUGGUCACACGGAAAGAACGGUGACUACACGGACAUAGCAAUGAUCACACGGAAAUAAUGGUUGCCACACGGACAGUCCGUGAGUCCCACAGUUUAUGUUAGAGUCUUGUCUCUUGUCAGGGGAGACUAAAUCCUGUUCGCACGUCAUAUUUGUAUAUACAUAUAUAUAUUUCAUUGUUUUAUUGUUGUUUAGAUUGUUUCAUGUUCGUAUUAAAGAGUUUAUUAAUUACUUUUAUGAAUUAAAAUAUUUGGAUGUUUCAAUAAAAUUAUCAAACAAU
Molecule: messenger RNA, 1555 nt
Organism: Pecten maximus
Lineage: Eukaryota; Metazoa; Mollusca; Bivalvia; Pectinida; Pectinidae
Exons: 3
Coding region: 192-689 (165 amino acids)
Source: RefSeq, a predicted model, not a curated record